AUGUUCCUCCGUUACAUAUCCUCUCCACUCCAGGCUGACCUAGCUCUCCAGAAGCUUUUUGCUCCUCUUCCUGUCCAUAUCGGUCUCGAUAUCGAGUGGAAACCAAAUCAUGUCAAAAACACGCCCGAGAACCCCGUCGCCCUCCUCCAGAUCGCCACUUCCGAUGAUGUUUAUCUGUUUCAUCUUUCCCGCCUCCGCUUUUUUCCACCAAAACUACGCCUGCUGCUCAUCAACCCUUUCAUUACAAAGUCUGGCGUGGGUAUCCAGUACGAUGUCACCAAACUCUGGACAGACUGCGGCAUUUCCGUCUCGUCAUGUGUGGAUCUCUCUCUCCUCGCUCGUUCCAUCGACUCCACUCUAUUUGCCUAUCGUCUAGGCGAUUACUCUCACAUUCCUCUCUAUCCCCAGUCUUCUCCCACCGUCGACAAUCCCUACGAUCCCUACGAACACCGUCUCUUCAGAGGUCCUUUUAAAAACCCCAUCGGUCUCGCUCGCUUCGCACGUAUGUUCCAAGGAACAGAGCUCGACAAGGGAAGAACCGCUAGGAGUAAUUGGGAAUCCCCUCUUUCUUCUCAACAAAUCAAAUACGCAGCAGCAGACGCAACAACAAGCUACUCUACCUACUUUUCUCUCCUCAACCUCCUCAAUCCCAUCCCUUCUGACCUCUGUCCAAAACGAAAAUACUUUAUGUUUGAUGCUAUACGUGGUGCCAAAUACUUGCCGAUCCAACCUGAACAAAGGCUUCCUUACCCUACCAUCUCUACCUUUACCGAUAGCGAUGCAGAGUCUUACCUACACGGUCUCGCACCCAUACAACAACCUCACGGUCUAUUCCCCUGGUCUCUCACCAAUCCAGAAUACGAUCCUGCUCCCCGUCCUAUAGUUGACUCCAAGAAGGCUUGUACCUAA
Messenger RNA from Marasmius oreades (fairy-ring Marasmius), 909 nucleotides. RefSeq lists its product as uncharacterized. Bases 1 to 909 code for a protein of 302 amino acids. Lineage: Eukaryota; Fungi; Basidiomycota; Agaricomycetes; Agaricales; Marasmiaceae. The transcript has 2 exons. Gene Ontology annotation, biological process: nucleobase-containing compound metabolic process. Gene Ontology annotation, molecular function: 3'-5' exonuclease activity; nucleic acid binding. The record is from RefSeq and is a predicted model, not a curated record.